This is a messenger RNA of Cricetulus griseus (Chinese hamster), 2805 nucleotides long. Lineage: Eukaryota; Metazoa; Chordata; Mammalia; Rodentia; Cricetidae. The record is from RefSeq and is a predicted model, not a curated record.
CAGGCCCCGCCCAUUGGGCGCGCCGGCGCGGUGUGAGCUCCCCAACUCGGGCCAUGGCGCUGGCAGGUGCACCUGAAGUGAUCCGGGCGGCGCAGAAGGACGAUUACUACCUGGGAGGCCUGCGGAGCGCGGCGGGCAGCGCGCUGCACAGCCUAGCGGGUGCAAAGAAAUGGCUGGAAUGGAGGAAAGAGAUCGAACUGCUCUCAGACAUAGCCUACUUUGGCCUCACAACAAUUGCAGGCUACCAGACACUUGGAGAGGAGUAUGUUGGGAUCAUCCAAGUGGACCCAUCCCAGCAGCAUGUGCCCUCCAGGCUCCGCCGUGGAGUGCUGGUUGCACUCCAUGCUGUCUUGCCCUACCUGCUAGAUAAAGCACUGCUGCCCCUAGAGCAGGAACUGCAAGCCGAUGGUGACGGUACACGGGCUUCACAGGGAAGUCUACUACCUGGAGGACGAAGUCGGUCAGGGGCAAGGCGCUGGGUGCGUCACCAUGCCGCCACCCUGUCUGAACAGCAAAGGAGGACGCUCCAACGGACAAUCUUUAUCCUUAGACAGGGCCUUGCCUGCCUCCAUCGGUUCCAUGUUGCUUGGUUUUAUAUCCAUGGUGCCUUCUACCACCUGGCCAAGAGGCUAGCAGGGAUCAGUUAUCUCCGAACUCGCCGCUUGCCUGGAGAGGACCUGAGAGCUCGUACAAGCUACCGACUGCUGGGACUCAUCUCCCUGUUACAUCUGGCACUGUCCAUGGGACUGCAGUUGUAUAGCUUCAGGCAGAAGCAGCGAGCCAGGAAGGAGUGGAGGCUGCACCGCAACCUGUCCCACCGCAGGAGUUCCCUGGAAGACAGAGCUGUUUGCAGAGCCCCACUAUGCACCCUAUGCUUGGAGGAACGAAGACACUCCACGGCUACUCCUUGUGGCCACCUUUUCUGCUGGGAAUGCAUUACUGAGUGGUGCAACACUAAGACAGAGUGUCCCCUGUGCAGGGAGAAGUUCCCACCCCAGAAGCUGGUCUACCUGAGGCACUACCGCUGACCAGGACAGAUCAUCACCAAACAGCUCCAAGAAGUGGAUGGAAGUUCACAGAGUUUAUCCUCAUAACUGUGGUUGUACAGAAAUAUAAAAUCCUCACACUGUUGUCAUGUAAGCUACUAGUUACCUGGGAAGAGAAAGGGUCAGGGCAACACUCCAUAUGGGGCAGGAGAGUUUAUUGCCCCUUAUUUAUUAUGGCUUCUGAGUCUCUGGAGGUAGUAGGACCCCCUUCCCAAGCCACACUAAGAACUGCUAAGAACUGCUUCAAAUGUUCGGGGUGUUUUACUCAGGUCUGUGUGAGAGGCAGGGCUGAGGGUUAGGCUGGAAGUGCAGCACUACACCAUGGGCUCCACACCCACACAUCAGCACUCCUAACACACUUAUUUGCCACAUGCUUAUUAAUACAUGUCCCCAACUCCUUAAGAAAAUGAAGGUCUCCAUCUGGGCCUAAUGGGUAGGAAUGGGGGCUCUCUGAGUUGCACAAAGGUGCACACAUGCCAUGUCGCAUGUGCAGAGACCAGAGAACAACUUGCAGGAGCUGGUUCUUUUUAUCAUGUAUUUCAGGGCAUAAAUUCAGGUUGGGCUGGGCGGCAGCAUCUUUACUUGUCGAACAUCUCGCCGACCUGGCAAGUUGGCUUGAAUGAGUUUUCUCCUAUAAACCAAUUUCCAUGUGUCCUCAGAUACCAGUCCUCUGAGGAAGUCUGGUGAGUUGUAUCUGCUUGGAGGCCUGGAUGAACAAGUGUGACCUGCUUACCCCAUGUCACUUUUGUCCCUAGCUUCUUCACUCCAUUUGACAUUUCCAAGCUGACAAAGACAGCCUGGAACAUCUUUAAGACACUAAUUCCACAGAAAAGGUACAUUAAGAACAGAAGAUCUAGCUGGGCGGUGGUAGCUUUUAAUCCCAGCACUCGGGAGGCAGAAGCAGGUGGAUCUCGGUUAUUUCAAGGCCAACCUGAUCUACAGAGCUAGUUCCAGGACAGCCAGGGCUACAAAGAAAAAAUGCUGUCUCAAAAAAACAAAAACAAACAAACAAAAAAACAGAUCUAGAAAGACUUCAUAAAAUAGUGUGAAGAUGUCUGUAAUUAGUGAGCAGGGCUGAAGCCCAGCCACCAGCAGGUGUCUGAUGUUACAAUGUUCCUUGACAAGGUUCCCUUACCAAGAGCAGGAACCGUUCCUCUAAGGGGAACACAGGACCAAGAUAGACACAGGGCAACUUCAGGUACCCUAUGGGAAGACAAAGUUCCUGUGGGAACCUGGAACACAACUCUACAGUGAUCUGCAGUACCCCAUUUGUAACUCACUGCUCUGGCCAGGUACACCCAACUUUCUUUCCAUCAUAUCUUAAGCUUAGUCAGUGAUAUGGAAAAUAAACAAAAAUGUCCAGAUUUGAACCCACAUGCUCACAUAGAAGGAAAAAAAUAAAAAACAAAAAAAGCCCAAACUUACGUCAUUAAAAAAUAAUGAGUUGAGUGUACAAAAUGUGGCCUAAAAGGGGAACGAUAGUGUCAGCAAAAGCAUCCCAGGUGACUGACUUAGUAUCUAAAACUGUACGAUGGAUGAGAAACACAACUAAGGAGAGUUCUGAAGUCUACUUGCACCUGACAGCCCCUCUCCCUCCUACACCUAUGGUGUUUGCUCUGUCCUGGUGCUACUUGGGAUAACGGCUCCCCUCCUAUAGCUGUGAACAGCAAGCUGCACUUCAGUGAAAUGAUUAGUGGUGUAGACAAAAACUACACAAGCAAGGGACACUUUGUUUAAUAAAGUUGGAAUUUAAAAGUCA